UCUGUAGCUCGUCUCUUCCGUCAUUCUCGUCGGGCUGGCAACAGACGCAGUGCCUCAUCUCUUGUUGCCAUUCGCAAUUGGCCCCCACAGCCUGCAGUUCUAUCUAUCUCUCUCUCUUUCUCCCUCUAUCUGAAUCUCUGGAUAUCUCUAGCCUCGUAUCUACUCGCCUUGUGUCGUCUCGGCCGAGGCGAGAUUCAGAGAUGCCCGAGGCUGGGAGGCGAGGCGGGUUCGAUCGCCUUUUCCCGACCGCCUCCAGCAAAGUCUUGUGGAUCAAGUGAAGACUGUCUUGAGGAGGCGCAAACUUUGCCCUCCAACAAUCCAGUCGAACAGCGUUUGUCAGCCUCCAACAGCCGCAAGGGGUUAGGCGUAACCACGGCGAAUCCAAUCAAGACGCUGAGCCAAUUUCGGCUCUUCCACUCCACCAGCUCCAGUUCGGAGGCUCCGAGGCCGACGAACGAUCCGCUGACGAGCAAUUCGGACGUCGAUGCGGCCGGACCGGUGGUCUCUGAGGCUGGGGCAAAUGCUGAAAUGGGCCAAGAGGUGAUUGCCUCCCCCGCGGUUCGUCAAUCGAAAUGCAUCCUUCUCACCGGUUUCGGUGGGCCACGCUACGUCCGAGUUGAGCUGAAAGAUGAUCAGCCCGUGGGGCAUGAUGAGGUGGCAAUCAGAGUUAGCGCUUGGUGA
Protopolystoma xenopodis is the source of this 681-nucleotide messenger RNA. Lineage: Eukaryota; Metazoa; Platyhelminthes; Monogenea; Polystomatidea; Polystomatidae. The record is from the annotation of a GenBank genome assembly.